ACCCUCUCUUCCCCAACUCUUAUUUUCACUGCCAACCCUUGAUUCCAUCUCUACUCUACUUCAAUACUUGAAACACAGAGAGAGAUCUAGCUAAAGCUACUAGCUAGCCAAUGGCCAUCAGUCCCCAAACCCUGGCUUUUGUCUUUGGCCUUUUAGGCAACAUUAUCUCGUUUAUGGUGUUCCUAGCUCCACUGCCAACAUUUUAUAAGAUAUACAAGAAGAAGUCGGCGGAAGGGUAUCAGUCUGUACCUUAUGUGGUUGCGCUUUUUAGUGCUAUGCUUUGGAUUUACUAUGCUCUUCUCAAAACAAACGCAACCUUUCUCAUUACCAUCAACUCCUUUGGCUGUGUCAUUGAGACUCUUUACAUCCUUCUUUUUAUUUUCUACGCCCCAACAAAGUUAAGGUUCCAAACGGCUAAGGUGAUAUUGUUGUUAAAUGUGUUGGGGUUCGGGUUGAUGCUGGCUUUGACAAUGGUGUUGGCCAAAGGAGAGAAGCGUCUCAAAGUUCUUGGGUGGAUAUGCUUGGUGUUCAAUCUCAGUGUCUUCGCUGCACCCCUUUUCAUCAUGGGAAAAGUGAUAAAGACGAAGAGCGUGGAGUACAUGCCUUUUGCGCUCUCAUUCUUUCUCACACUGAAUGCAGUCAUGUGGUUCUUUUAUGGCCUUCUUCUCAAAGACUAUUACAUUGCGCUACCAAACGUGGUUGGCUUCGUGUUUGGCAUAAUUCAGAUGAUCCUCUACGUAAUAUUCAAGAAUUGUGGUGCAAACAAAGGCAAUAAUAAUAUCCCAAUCAAGGAUCAGGCGGCCGCUGUAGCAAAGCCGCCGCAGCUUCACGAAUUGUCGGAACAAAUAAUCGAUGCCGUCAAACUUGGAACCAUGGUUUGCACAGAACUAAACCCUGUCGCGGUUCUUCAGCCAAACGUCGACGUGGUCGACGUCGUGGUAGAAGCCGUCAUCGACAAUAUUCAAAAGAAGAAAGAUCAAGACAUCAUAACUAACUAAUUGAAUGCCAAAUGCACCGGUCACCGGUCAAAUCAAUUAAUUGCUGUUCUUAGUUUAGUUUAGUUUAGUUUAGUUUAGUUUUAAUUUGGGUUCAUGGUUGGUUCACUACUAAUUAGUAAUUAGUAUAGACUAUAUAGUAUAGUAAGUAGUAUUAUUGUGUUUGUUUUGUUUGUAGCCUCCACCUCCGACGUCGUAUCGUAACCCACAAAAUGUACAAAGAGAGGCCUUAAACCCAAUCCCCAUGUCCGGUGGGGCCUCUCUUUCAUAUCUCUAUGUUUGCUGUUUGUAUUAUUGUAUUUGUAAUCAUUUCUAACUU
Molecule: messenger RNA, 1314 nt
Organism: Benincasa hispida (wax gourd)
Lineage: Eukaryota; Viridiplantae; Streptophyta; Magnoliopsida; Cucurbitales; Cucurbitaceae
Product: bidirectional sugar transporter SWEET10-like
Biological process (GO): carbohydrate transport
Cellular component (GO): membrane
Molecular function (GO): sugar transmembrane transporter activity
Source: RefSeq, a predicted model, not a curated record